CACACUGCGACAAGAGAUUCAGACGGUCAGGACAUCUGAAAACACAUGAGAUGAUCCACACUGGAGAGAAACCGUAUCACUGCACUGCAUGUGGGAAGAGUUUCACUCAAAUAUCUUCUCUACGCAGUCAUACAAAAUACAAUCACAACUUAAGCAAACGACACGAUCAGCUAUUGAGACAUCUACAAGAUGUAGAUCUGCUCCUCCUCCUUCAGUGAAGCUCCUCCCACUGCAAUUCACCAAUAAAUGCUGGAAUAUUCCCAUCAGCCUACAAGUGAAGACGAGCAUCAAACCAUCAGGAAGAGCUGGAAUCUGCAAAGACAGAGUUUAUUGAAGGACAGUGAGAACAUGAGAGAUCCAGAAGACUGCAGAAUGAAACAUACUGAAGAACAAAGAGUCGUGAUGGUGGAGAUUGAGGAGAGUGAAGAGGAGGAGAAACAUGCCAAAACUGGAGAAAAAACUCACUCACAGACUGAAAGUGAUCGUUUACUGAAAAGAAGAGACAAGAAAUGUUUUACCUGCCAUCAGUGUGGAAAGAGUUUCACAUACAAAAAGAAUCUCGAGACUCACAUGAGCAUCCACACCGGAGAGAAACCGUUCACAUGUGAUCAGUGUGGAAUGAGCUUCACAUUACAAGGAAACCUUAAGAGACACAUGAACAUCCACACUAGAGAGAAACCAUUCACAUGUGAUCAAUGUGGAAAAACAUUUUUGUUUACUUCAGCCCUGAAGAACCACCUGAAAGUUCAUUCACAGGAGAAACCACAUUCAUGUUCUUUGUGUGGAAAACGUUUAAAAUACAAACAUAGUCUCGAGCUUCACAUGAUGAUCCACUCUGGAGAAAAACCAUUUACAUGUGAUCAGUGUGGGAAGAGUUUCACACACAAACUGAGUUUGAAGGUUCACAUGAGUAUCCACACUGAAGAGAAACCGUUCACAUGUGAUCAGUGUGGGAAGAGUUUUAGACAAUCAUCAUACCUUAAGAUACACAUGAUGAUCCACACUGGAGAGAAACCGCACAAAUGUGAUCAGUGUGGCAAAACAUUUUCGAGGACUUCAGGCCUGAAGGAUCACAUGAAAGUUCAUUCCCAGGAGAAACCACAUUCAUGUUCUUUGUGUGGAAAGAGUUUUUCAUAUAUGCACAAUUUAAAACUUCAUGAGAAAAGACAUACUGGUGUAAGAGAUCAUAAGUGCUUUGAGUGUGGGAAGACGUUUUUUACAACUGAUCGUUUGAAACUACACUGGAGGACUCACACUGGAGAGAAACCUUACAAGUGUUCACACUGCGACAAGAGAUUCAGACGGUCAGGGCAUCUGAAAACACACGAGAUGAUCCACACUGGAGAGAAACCGUAUCACUGCACUGCAUGUGGGAAGAGUUUCACUCAAAUAUCUUCUCUACUCAGUCAUAAAAAAUACAACCACAGUAAGUAGAUCAUCUUCAGAUCCAACACCUUCAAGUGUGAAGCCACAUCCUCACCGAACGUGACACAAUAAUACCAUCAAGCAAUAAGAUGUCUUCAGUAUAAAUCUGCCUUAACCAGCCAAAACGAGCGACAUGACAAAAGAAAUGUUGCCUAAAUUUGUCACAUUGAAUAAAGUUCAUCUUCAAGACUCAGAUUCAGAUCUACUCAAAGAUGGACAAUAUCUAGAUGUUAAUUAUUAUUGCUUCAAGGUAUAAAUGAUAUCAUUAUGCUUCAAGUUAAAUAUUAUGUUACAUUUUUAUGAUGCAUAUGUAUCAUGUUUAUACUUUAAUGAAGAAAAUUCUUAGGUUCAAA
Molecule: messenger RNA, 1778 nt
Organism: Ctenopharyngodon idella (grass carp)
Lineage: Eukaryota; Metazoa; Chordata; Actinopteri; Cypriniformes; Xenocyprididae
Product: gastrula zinc finger protein XlCGF52.1-like
Exons: 4
Coding region: 247-1434 (395 amino acids)
Biological process (GO): regulation of transcription by RNA polymerase II
Molecular function (GO): DNA-binding transcription factor activity; RNA polymerase II cis-regulatory region sequence-specific DNA binding
Source: RefSeq, a predicted model, not a curated record